Messenger RNA from Kwoniella botswanensis, 4014 nucleotides. RefSeq lists its product as uncharacterized. Gene Ontology annotation, cellular component: nucleus. Bases 1 to 4014 code for a protein of 1337 amino acids. The transcript is spliced from 6 exons. Lineage: Eukaryota; Fungi; Basidiomycota; Tremellomycetes; Tremellales; Cryptococcaceae. The record is from RefSeq and is a predicted model, not a curated record. Gene Ontology annotation, biological process: protein phosphorylation; meiotic sister chromatid cohesion, centromeric; mitotic spindle assembly checkpoint signaling. Gene Ontology annotation, molecular function: protein kinase activity; ATP binding.
AUGGAUUCACUAUUCUCACCAGGUCAGCGGCCCCCGUCUCCAUCUUCCUCAGGUCCAGUCACGGAUUUCGCCUUGAUUGAAUCGCAAAAGGAGAAUAUCAGACCUUUGGCGACUGGACGAUCAGCCGCUACUCUGUCGAACGUACUCAAGGAACCCACCGCUGCGGAUAAAGUGGCUCAAGAGGGACAUGAGCGAUUUCGGAAGGACAUCGAAGACGCGGAGAAGAGGGACAAGGAGGGUGAGGAUAUGAUAGAUGGAAUAUUGGAUAUUCUGGAUGUAUAUAAUAAGUACAUACUGUUUGUAGUACAACAUCACGUAUCGUCAGAUACACACCUCCUACCCUUGUUAGAAACCACCACAAGGCGCUUCGUCAAUGACACGAGAUACACACAGGAUAUCCGAUACUUGAAAUUAUGGGUGAUGUAUGCCAGGCAGAUAGAAAGAAGAGAAGAGAUUUGGGCAUUUCUGGAAUCUAGGGAUAUAGGGACUAGACAUUCUGUGUUUUACGAAGAAUGGGCAAGUGCGUUAGAAGGUUUGGGGAGACGCAAAAAGGCAGAUGAGAUUUAUCGAUUGGGUAUAGCUCGUAAAGCCUCACCUCCUGAUAGAUUGAAGAACCGGCAUAAGCAAUUCCUUGAGAGGAUCAUGGCUCCCCCUUCAGGUGUGGUACCAGAUGAUGAACCGUCUUCAUCCACUUCAGCACCUGCCAGAACACUGGGCAGAUCAGUAUUAGGUCAAGUAGCCACCGCCUCGACCUCUGUAGCUGGAGCUACUCAGCUGGCGCCCUCCCUCAGAGUAGCGAGUAAGGGCAAUGGGAGUAAAAUGGAGGUUUUCUCAGAUGAUAAAGGUAGAUCGGAUGAUAGCGCUCCAGGAGAAUGGGCAGAUUUCGGUACUCGAGAUGCUAGAAGGAAAGAAAACACCAUAGAGGCUACACCAUGGAGAGGAGAGACUCUACCUCAGAGCGCUUCUAGAACUAGAAUGGCGCCUAGGACACCAAAGGUUGAGGUGUUCAAGGAUGUAUCCGAGAACGAAGGUAUACGCUCAGCCGACGAAGUAUUUGUACGACAGAAGCAACCACCAACAGAAGCUGAAUUGCUCAAAUCAGAUCCUCUGAGACACUACGAUACGUCGGAACUCUCGACUGCAAUUCCAUCUCUGCCUGCACCGCCCUCAGCCAGGAAACCUCCAAGAGCUGGGAAAACAUCCUCGUCAUCACGCUUUGUCAUGCAGCCUUGGGAGUGUCCUAAAGAUGGACCUGAUACGAAGAACGCGGCUGGAAAGGUGGAACGACGGAUGUUCGAUUGGAAUGCAGUAUACAAGAAUGGAGAUGAGUGGAGUUUCGAGGAGAUCAGAGCUAGGCAGAGGGGCUUACUGGGCAAAGAGUGGAAGGGUGAGGUGAAAGAAUGGGAGAGAUCAUGGCAUAACCCUGGUUCUUCCACACCCAAAGCUGAAGAAAAGAAAGUCAAACCGCCUUCUCCGACUGUCAACACCAAACUUGCCGAAUUAGAAGUGAUGAAGAUGUUUGAUCAGACUAUUCAUGGGAGUAAGGUCCGAGGUUCGGCCAGUGACUCUGAUGAUUCGUCGGAUGAAGAAGAGGUGGAAGAACCUGCUCAAUGUGCUCCUACACCUUUACCUGCAAGACCAGGAUCCAUCGCCAUGUUAGCAGCAACUCCACGGGCUAUGAUUCCUCCCACCCCGACUCCUGCAGGUCAAAGUCGGCUUUUCACCCCGGGUGAAAACCCCACUUCCAAGCCACUGGUCUUCAACGAUGAAAAUGCUGCUUCCUCCAAACCAACAGUCUUUCAAGAUGAAAAUAUCCAAUCAUCCAGACCAGCAGUUUUCAGUGACGAAAACUCUGUUCCUCCCUCAGCGAGCAAACCGGGUAAAUUCAACAUCUUCAAUGAUACCCCCGCAAAAACUCCUUUGACCAGUUGUACACCCCUUGCAUCGAGUUCAUCAAAACCGAAAGCUUUCGGUAUCUUCUCUGACGAGAAUGGUGAUCAGGAAAAUGCAGUACAGGCUACACCCUCGGCAGCACCCAAACAACGUCAGCCACUCUCGCAGAACCUCUUCGCUACUCCUGCUCUAACGAGACAGGGUUCGUAUGGUAGAGGAGUUACUGAGUCGAUUCAGGAAGUGCCAGAAGGAGAUGAAGAAGCUAAAGAGGAGGAAGCGGGCUUCGUCCAUGAAGUACAGCAAGGUGUGGCUCGGGUGGACUUGAACGAUGUAUACGAGGAAGAGGAAGAAGAAGAAAGGCCAAGAGGAAUGAGAAGAUUUCAAAUCAACACUAUGACACCUAUCACCGAGAGGACCUGUGAAUACACCCACAUGACGAAUCUCCGUUCGUCUACCGCAAGUAAUACGAGACCAUUCAGUGUCGCUGAGGAUGAAGAAGAAGAAGGGCAAGAAGACGCUUUCGUCGCUUCUGAUCCAGCUAAAGUAACAGCUGGAAUAUCUUCGACCGAUCCAGAGAAUCAACAUCCUCCUCAACAAGCGGGAAAUGAAAGUACUUCUCCACCUGCCCAAUUCAUCGAAUUCGACAAAUCCAUCUUAUCGGAAGAUGAUAUGCCCUCAGGUGAUAUCAAUGGCAAGUUCCAACUUCCAGAAGGUUUCACCAUCCAUCGAAAUGAGAAUACGAUGCAUACGAUGGUCUUGACGGAUGGCGAGACUAUGCAUACUGCUAGGGAAGGCUCCGUCGAUCCUACGACAGAGAGUGAAAAUUUUGUAACUGCCAACCAUCAGAUACCUGAAAUCUUCAAUAUACCCAAUCCAUGUAAUCCUGCAUCCUCUGAAAUCCUUGAGACGAUUUUAACAUCCAUUGAACCUCCCAUUCCGCAAAUACCUGGAUUCAUCGAUUGUCGAUCCACCUCAUCAUCUAAUUGGGCUCAACUACAGAAACACGCCAAAUCAAGAGGUAGAAGAGGAAGUACCAACUCUAGAGCAUCUGUCGCUCCCUCAGAUGAUAUUCUCCCUAUCGAAUUGCAAGGUAAGAAAUAUGAAUUCGGAGAUAAGAUCGGUGAAGGUGGAUUCGGAUUGGUUUUCUCAGCUGUUGAUGUUGCACAACGACAGUUGGAAGAUGAUAUGGAUUCUGACGAUGAAGAUGAAGACGAAGAUGGGGAUGAAAAAGAAGAUAAGUCAAUAUUGGCUAUCAAGGUUGAACAACCCUCUUCGAUAUGGGAAUACAUCGUAUUGAAUCGGAUAUACUCCAGAAUCAGCAAAUCAGCUUUAUCGUCCAUCAUUCAAACUCGACAACUUUACGCAUUCAAAGAUGAAAGCUAUCUUUUGAUGGAUUAUUCGUCUCAAGGAACUUUAUUGGAUGUCGUGAAUAAAGCGAAUACGAUUGGUAUUUCACCUUCGACUUCAGGUGGACCAUCAACCUUAGAAGAGAUGUUAUGUAUAUUCUUCAUUGUGGAGUUACUCAAAUUGGUAGAAGAAUUACACUCAAACGAUUUCAUCCAUGGUGAUUUGAAGAUCGAUAAUUGUCUCAUACGAUUGCCGGAUAUACCCACUUCUUCCUGGUCAGCCUCACACUCUAGAGAAGGUAAAAAUGGAUGGUCAUCAAAGGGAGUUAGAUUAAUUGAUUUUGGUAAAACACUCGACCUAACGCUUUAUCCAUCGAAGAGAGAUCAGAAGUUUGUCAUUGGGGAUUGGAAAGCAGACGAAAAAGAUUGUAUAGAAAUGCAGAAUGGUGAGAACUGGAGUUAUCAGACUGAUUAUUAUGGAUUGGCAAGUAUAGCCUAUACAAUGUUAUAUGGGAGACACAUCAAGGUCGUGAAGGGUCAAGAUGGAUUAUGGACUAUUGAUCAGGGAUUGAGGAGGUACUGGCAACAAGACCUAUGGACAAACUUCUUCCGUACCCUCCUUAACCCAGGGGACGAUUUGCCCAUCACCGAAAGAUUAGUAGAGAUCAGACGAGGGUUUGAGAAUUGGUUGGAAGAGAAUUGUCAGAAGGGCGGAAAAAACUUGAAGAGCAUGUUGAAGAAGAUUGAACUGGCAGCUAUCACUGGAAAACGAUAG